This is a messenger RNA of Lodderomyces beijingensis, 770 nucleotides long. The record is from the annotation of a GenBank genome assembly. NCBI's taxonomy places the organism in Eukaryota, Fungi, Ascomycota, Pichiomycetes, Serinales, Debaryomycetaceae.
AUGGCUAAGUCUGGUAUGUCGACCAAGAGAAUAGUGAUCUUAUGGAUAGCAUGAAGUGAGGAGGAAAGAGAGAGAUCAACUUGCCAAUCUAUAGAAGCUGAAAGAGGUUUGAGAAAAACUACAUUGGGAAGGAGUAAAAGAAGACUUUGCAGCAGUGACGAUGAUGUUCAACCAUGAAAUCCAUUAAGCACUGCAAUAUCAUUUUGAGAGUUUGUUUUUCGACAACCGUUUUCAAGUUUGCAUUUGAGAGUUUGUUUUUCGACAACUGUUUUCAAGUUUGCAUUUAGAAGAAUCGUUAUUCGAUGAAAGCAAUAGUCGUCAACAAUAAGAGACUGUGAUUUUGUCCAUGAUAUCACUGGGCCAAAUUUCUCAAUUUGAGAAGCAUAUUUCAUUUUUCAUUUUUCGUCGUUCAUCUUUCAUCCUUGUCACUUCCCUUCAUGACUAGACGUUAAACCAGUUGUACUAACAUUUUUUGUUUUCUAGGAAUUGCUGUCGGUUUAAACAAGGGUCACAAGACUACCGCUAAGGAAGUUGCACCCAAAAUCUCAUACAGAAAAGGAGCUUUGUCUCAAAGAACCGUUUUCGUUAGAUCAAUCGUCUCGGAAGUCUCUGGAUUGGCCCCAUACGAAAGAAGAUUGAUUGAAUUGAUCAGAAACGCUGGUGAAAAGAGAGCCAAGAAGUUGGCCAAGAAGAGAUUGGGUACCCACAAGAGAGCUUUGAGAAAAGUUGAAGAGAUGAACAAGAUUAUUGCUGAAUCUAGAAGACACUAA